Molecule: messenger RNA, 10463 nt
Organism: Kogia breviceps (pygmy sperm whale)
Lineage: Eukaryota; Metazoa; Chordata; Mammalia; Artiodactyla; Physeteridae
Source: RefSeq, a predicted model, not a curated record
GCCGCUGGCGCCGCUCCUCCUCCGUGUCAGUUGUUGGGUUGUAAUGGCGACUGGGCCGCCGCUGCCGAAGUGACUCCCGGGCGGGGGAGCCGGGCCAGACCUGCGCCAAAAGGAACUGCAGAGGGCCGCAGCUCAGGGGGUGGCUUGCUGUGGGGGAGGGGAGGCAGCCUUUCGCCUCUCCUUCCUUCUCGGCAGACCGGCGGAUCCCGGGAGCCGGUGCGAGGCGGGCACCCGUUGCGUCCCCAGAGCGGGGAGGCCAGGCCGGGCAGCCCUGGGGCCGGUCGGGGCGGCGUCACUGCACCCUCCGCCAGGCCCCGCGGGAUGCACCGUGGGGGCCGAGGGCGGAGGCGACACUCUCAGCAUUGGGAGUUUUAAAUCUUAAAGGCUAGCUAGUCCAAUCCCCACGUUUUAUAUGUAAGUAAACAGAGUUCAUAUGGAGGAAAUAUCUCACCCAUAGUUGACUUCAUAACUGGAUGAAGACUGCCCUGUACAGCUGUGAAGUCUACAUUUGUUUAAUAUGAAGAUAAUUAUCAAAUCAGAGGAUAAUUGUGAACAACCAGCAUCUCUUCUAUUGAAUGCUGAUGAUGUGAUUGCAGGUAAAUUGGCAGGAUGAGGAGCAGCAAAUCAAAAGAGGUGCCUUUACCAAAUCCAAGGAACUCUCAAAGCACGGAUACUGUUCAAGCAGAUAUAACCACACCAUGGGAUGCACUUUCUCAGACCAAGGCUGCUCUGAGACACAUUGAAAACAAAUUGGAAGUAGCCCCUACGAGUACAGCUGUGCUUGAUUCUGUCAUGGAUACCAAGAAAUCUUCUGCAAGUGCUACCAGAAAAAUAAGUAGAAAAGAUGGUAGAUACCUGGAUGAUUCUUGGGUUAAUGCUCCAACCUCCAAAUCUUCUAAAUCACGAAAAGAGAAAUCUCGUAGUCCUCUCAGAGCUACCACCCUGGAGAGUAACGUAAAGAAAAUUAAUCGUGUGGAAUUUCGUGAACCUUUGGUUUCUUACAGGGAAGUCCGUGGUACACCUUCUAACAUAAGUCCCAGCCAUUUAGAGUCAAAGCAUAUAUAUUGUGUGGAUGUUAAUGAAGAGAAGCCUGAGAGUGGGAACCGGAUGAUAUGCAAUCAGGAAGAUCGGAAUAUACAUUGCUGUGAUUUUGAGAGCUCCCAAUCAUCUGUCGUCAAUGAUACAGUUGUUAGAUUUUUAAAUGAUCGACCAACAAUUGAUGCAUUGCAAAAUUCUGAAUGUUUGAUUAAGAUGGCAGCUCCUAUGAGAAGUGAUGAAGAAAAGCCUAAUAGAGCGAAAGGAAAUGAGAACACUUUGAAGGCUUCUGUGUGUAACAUGGGCCGUGAUGUUGAUUCAAAAGUGUUACGGUUAACUGAUUCUUCUCCAUCUUCUACUAGUACCUGUAAUUCCCAAAGAUUAGAUAUCCUAAAGCGGCGGCAACAUGAUGUUAAAUUGGAAAAACUCAAGGAGCGGAUUAGGAAACAGUGGGAACACUCAGAAGAAACAAAUGACCAGGGCCAGAAUCUGGGUCAUAUUGACCAUCCAGUAAUGGUUGUUAAUGUUGAUAGCUCAGUGACAGCAAAGGUCAGGAAAGUGGCAACAGCACCACCUGCUCCAACAUAUAAAGGCUUCAAUCCUUCAGAGACCAAGAUUCGAACACCUGAUGGGAAAGUGUGGCAGGAGGCUGAGUUUCAGAACAUGAGUAGAGAACUGUAUCGUGACUUAGCACUUCACUUUGCAGAUGAUAGCUCUAUGAAAGAAAAACCUGCUGAAAAAAGUAAGGAGAAGAAAGUGGUCAAGCCAGUACGAAAAGUCCAAAAGGUAGCACAGUUAUCGAGUCCAGAAUGCAAAACAGGUAGCAGUCAUCUGAUAAGUACAACUUCUUGGCGAGAUGGACAAAAAUUAGUAAAGAAAAUUCUGGGACCUGCACCUAGAAUAGAGCAAAAAGAGCGAAGAAUAGCAUCAAGUGAUAGAAGUGGAAGAGAAAGAACUACUAAAUCUGGGGGUCAUAUUGGAAGAGCAGAAUCGGAUCCCAGAUUGGAUGUUUCACAUAGACAUCUUCCACGAAACUCAGAACGUUCAAGAAGUAGAGCUCGGUCAGAAAAUAAUGUAAAGAAAUUAGUUCCAUCUCUACCAGAUAAUAAACAGGAGGAAAAUGCUGCCUUAAAUAAGGACUUUUUACCUGUUGAAAUUCGUGGAAUUCUUGAUGACCUACAGCUGGAUUCAGCAGCUCAGGCUGCAAGGCAAGAGACAGGAGAGUUACAGAAUCAGAAGCCAUCAACAUCAAUACAAGCUCCUAGGAGUCAUAGCCCAAUAAAAAGAAAACCUGACAAAAUAACAGCUAAUGAAGAUCCCCCUGUUAUUUCCAAAAAGCGACACUAUGAUACAGAUGAGGUACGACAGUACAUUGUUAGACAGCAGGAGGAAAGGAAGAGAAAGCAAAAUGAGGAGAAGAAGGCUCAAAAGGAGGCCACGGAACAGAAGAACAAACGAUUACAGGAGCUCUACCGGAAACAAAAAGAAGCCUUUACUAAAGUGAAAAAUGUGCCUCCUUCUGAGCCAUCAGCAAAUAGGCGACUGCAAGAAACUUACUCCAAAUUGCUUCUAGAAAAGUCAUUGCUUGAAGAGCCAACUCAUCAACAUAUGCAGGAAACACAGACCAGACCAGGGUAUCAGCCAUCUGGAGAAUCUGACAAAGAGAACAAAGUGCAGGAACGUCCCCCAAGUGCAUCUUCCAGUAGUGACAUGUCUCUGUCAGAACCUCCACAGCCUCUUGCAAGAAGGGAUUUGAUGGAUCCUACAUGGAUGCAGCCUGACAGACUGAGUCCACGAGUCCACCAUUCUCAACCACAGCCUCUUGUUGGAACAGCUAGAAAUUUACUUUCUCAUCUCUUGACUCUAGAGCAUGUAGGAAUUUUGCAUAAGGAUUUUGAAUCCAUUUUACCAACUAGGAAGAAUCAUAAUAUGGCUUCAGGGCCAUUAACUUUUACACCUCAACCAUAUCUGACCUCACCAGCUGCUCAUCCAGAUGCCUUGUUAAAACCUAGUGCUAACCAAUAUAAGAGUAAACUGGAUCGUAUUGAAGCCUUGAAAGCAACAGCUGCUUCUUUGUCCAGCAGGAUUGAAAGUGAAGCUAAGAAAUUAGCUGGGGCUAACAUUAACUAUGGGUCAGUAUGGAACACUGAGUAUGAUGUGCAGCGAACACCCCAAGAAGAUGGACAUUGGACCAAGGCUGUAAGUCCACCUGUGAAAGAGGAUGCAGAAGAUGUUUUCUCUGCUCGAAUUCAAAAGAUGCUGGGAACCUGUGUAUCUCAUACAACUUUUGAUGAUGAUCUUCCUGGUAUAGGCAACCUUAGUGAAUUUAAAAAGCUUCCUGAGAUGAUAAGACCUCAUAGUGCCAUAUCAAGCUUCAGAGUGAGAUCCCCUGGUCACAAACCAGAAGGGCUGCUGGCACAGUUGUGUAAGAGGCAGACUGACUCUUCUAGCUCUGAUAUGCAAGCUUGUUCUCAAGACAAAGCCAAAAUGUCUCUUGGUUCCAGCACAGAUUCAGUGAGUGAAGGGCCUCUUCUUAGUGAGGGUAGUCUCUCUGAAGAAGAGGGAGGUCAAGAUGGACGGUCCCCUUUGAAGUUAGCAGAAAUCUUAAAAGAAAAGGAAUUUUGUGCUGGAGAAAGAAAUGCUUAUGAACCCAUCAAAGAGUUUCAGAAAGAAGCUGAAAAAUUUUUGCCACUCUUUGGGCCCAUAGGUGGUACACAAAGCAAAGGACCAUGGGAAGAAUUGGCAAAGGGAAGUCCACAUAGUGUCAUUAAUAUUUUUACAAAAUCAUAUAAAUUAUAUGGAAAAGGAUUUGAAGACAGGUUGGAAAGAGGAACAUCAGCAUCACGGCCUUUGAAUGCCAUCACAACUCCUCUAAGCAGCAUUUCAUAUGAAGAUGAUUUUGUCUCCUCUGCAGGGAGUGGGACUUUGACAGAAAAAAAGUCAGCUCUUGAACCCAAUAUUGGUAGUAACAGUUUAGGCAUUCAGGAGGAUCAUUCUAGCAGAAAGUCUGCCUAUGAUCUUUCCUCUGUGGAUGUUACCUCCCAGCACUCAUCAGGGGCCCAGUCUGCUGCGUCGUCCCGUUCAUCUUCUUCUUCUAAAGGAAAGAAAGGAAAAAAGGAAAAGAUAGAGUGGCUAGAUUCACUCACUGGAAAUAUUCAGAACUCACUUCUUGAUGAAGAAAAAGUACACUCUAGUUCAGAACGUGGCUCUCAUCAAGGAAAGAAAUCUGGGACCAGUAGCAAACUUUCUGUUAAAGAUUAUGAGCAGACUCUUGACACUGAUAGCACUUUGGAGGAUCUUUCUGGGCAUUCUUUGAGUGUCUCAUCAGACAAGGGAAGAUCACAGAAAACUCCAACUUCUCCCCUAUCUCCAAGUUCCCAGAAAUUGUUGCAGUUUGACCUUCCAGGAACUUCAUUAGAAAGAUCUAAAUCCUCAAUAGUAGUGACUCCAACUAUAACAGGAUUUAAGCCUAAUGCAACUUUUGCUGAUACGAACCUGGCUGCCAGCAGAACGACGACAGAGAUGGCUUCAACACCAGGUUCUAAGCGCUUUUCUCCUACUGGCCUCCAGCAUCGUAUGGCCGCAGAACUCAGUUACUUGAGUGCCAUUGAGGAGUCAGUGCGCCAACUAUCAGAUGUAGAAAGAGUUAGAGGCAUUUCACUUGCUCAGCAGGAGAGUGUGUCUCUGGCUCAGAUCAUAAAGGCACAGCAGCAACGCCAUGAAAGAGACUUGGCCCUUUUGAAACUGAAGGCUGAACAAGAGGCUCUGGAGUGUCAGAGACAAUUAGAAGAAACCCGAAGCAAAGCAGCUCAGGUCCAUGCGGAAUCAUUGCAGCAGGUGGUUAAAUCACAACGGGAUGUAACUGAAGUCCUGCAGGAAGCAACUUGUAAAAUAGCUGCUCAGCAAACAGAGACUGCUCGCCUGACCACAGAUGCAGCACGCCAAAUCUGUGAGAUGGCAGAGUUGACUCGAACUCAUAUCUCAGAUGCCAUCACUGCUUCAGGAACUCCCCUAGCAACGCUAUAUGGCCACCAGCGGCAGUAUGCUCCAGACUUCGUGAAACAACUAAGGACAAGAGCUGAAACAGAUAGGAAAAGUCAAUCUGGUCCACUCUCUCAGAGUAAAGAAGGGACCCUUGACUCCAAGCAUCAGAAGUUUUCCCCUUCAUACGAUAGUUAUUCUGAGUCUUCAAGAUACAAGAAUCGCGAUAGAAGGAGUAGUAGUGGUAGCAGCCGUCAAGAAAGUCCUUCAGUUCCAUCUUGUAAGGAAAAUGAGAAGAAACUUCAUGGUGAAAAGAUGGAGAGUUCUAUUGAUGAACAGGUCCAGACUGCUGUGGAUGAUUCUCUACGAAGUGAUAGUGUACCAUCUCUUCCCGAUGAGAAAGAUUCAACUUCUGUUGCAACAGAGUAUUCCCUGAAAUUUGAUGAAUCCAUGACAGAAGAUGAAAUAGAAGAAAGAUCAUUUCGAUCUUUACUACCUUCUGAGAGUCAUCGCAGAUUUAACAUGGAAAAGAAAAGAGGCCAUCAUGAUGACUCUGAUGAAGAAACUUCCCCAGAAAAGACUACACUGUCCUCUGCCAAGGAGCUGAGCAUGCCAUUCUCAGGAGGACAAGACAGCUUUUCUAAAUUUACUAUGGAGAUGGUUAGACAGUAUAUGAAAGAAGAGGAAAUGAGAGCAGCUCACCAGUCUUCACUCCUGCGUCUCCGUGAAAAGGCCUUGAAGGAGAAAACUAAAGCUGAAUUAGCCUGGCUAGAGCAUCAGAAAAAACAUCUACGAGAUAAAGGAGAAGAUGAUAAAAUGCCCCCACUCCGAAAGAAACAACGUGGUUUGCUCUUAAGGUUGCAGCAAGAAAAGGCAGAAAUUAAACGUCUUCAGGAAGCCAACAAGGCAGCUCGGAAGGAAAGACAACUGAUUCUUAAACAGCAGGAGGAGAUAGAAAGGAUCCGACAGACCACCAUGAAACUGCAGGAGAAGUUGAAGUCUGCAGGGGAGAAUAAAUUGGACUCUCAUAGUGAUGAUGAUACAAAGGAUAAUAAGGCAACCAGUCCUGCUCCAACUGACUUGGAGACCCGCAGUCCUUCCCCCAUUUCAAUCUCCAGCAGUGAAACUAGCAGCAUUAUGCAGAAACUGAAGAAAAUGAGAAGCCGCAUGGAUGAAAAACACUGCUCUCCUGUUCACUACUUCUUCUCUGUCUUUACGUCUCAUCACUGGGCCUCUCUCAGUGUCUGUUUUCCCAACCUUCAUCCCAAAUUCCAGCUGUAUAUCUACAACCAGUUGGUCAGGUUUCUGACAAAGCGAGAGCAAAAACUAAUGCAACGGCGCCAACAUGCGGAGGAGCUACUAGAGUGGAAGAGACGUUUAGAUGCAGAGGAAGCAGAAAUUCGUCAAAUGGAAAAACAAGCUUUGGCUGCCUGGGACAAAGAAUUGAUUAAACCUAAAACUCCUAAGAAAGAACUGGAGGACCAGAGAGCAGAACAGAAAGAAAUAGUGAGUGAAACAGAAUCUCCAGUACCUUCCUACUCUCAUCUACACAGUGAAAGCUCUAUUCCAGAAGAAUUGGGCAGCCCUGCUGUUGAAUAUAUACCAUCUGAAUCUAUAGUUCAGGAGCAGCCUGGGAGUCCAGAUCACAGUAUACUUACUGAGGAAAUGGUUUUUUCACAAGAACUGGAAUCUUCUACCUCGCCUAGUAAACAUUCACCUCCUAAAAGCUGCACAUCUGCGUCAAAGCAGGAGUCUAGCAAAGGAAGUCAUAGAACUGGAGGACAGUGUCGUCUACCUGUCAAGUCCCAUCAACACUGUUAUAGUUGGUCAGAUGAGUCAUUAUCUAUGACACAGUCAGAAACUACAUCUGACCAGAGUGACAUUGAAGGUAGGAUCAGAGCCCUGAAGGAUGAGCUGCGGAAAAGAAAAUCAGUUGUGGACCAACUGAAGAAGGAACAGAAAAAAAGGCAAAAGGAAAGACUGAAAGCCCAAGAAGCCAGUCUAAUCAAACAGUUGGAGUCAUAUGAUGAAUUCAUUAAGAAAACUGAAGCCGAGCUUAGCCGAGAUUUGGAAACAUCACCAACAGCCAAGCCUCAGAUUAAAACGCUCUCCUCAGCUUCUGAAAAACCCAAGAUCAAGCCCCUUCCACUACACAGAUCUGAAACAGCAAAGAAUUGGAAAUCACUGACAGAGUCAGAACGUUGCAGAGGAUCCCUGGAGUCUAUUGCUGAACAUGUUGACACUGCAUUGGCAGGUUCUGAGAGAUCAGUGUCAGAAAGGUCUUUAUCUGCAUAUGCAAAGAGAAUGAUUGAAUUGGACAGUCAAACAGAAGAGCACUUUCAGACUUCUUCUCCAAUUCUCAGAUCAUCAAGGAGAACCAGAGCAGAAUCUGGAGAUUCUCUAGAAAAUGUCCCUUCAUUACCUCUUCUCAAAGAAUUAACUGCCUCUAAUAGAAUUCUUGAUGUGUCAGAUGCCAAGGUUGAAGAAGAAUCUAGUCAAAAAUCAGAAAUACACGAAGUAGAAUAUGCAAAAUUGGAGGAGAGUGCAAUUGAAGAUGCCUAUUCUAAACAGUCUAGGAAGCCUGAUGUCUUCCUGAAACUAAACCUGGAACAGGGAGAUUCAUCUGAAAUUCUUUCAAGGAAAGAUCUUUCUUUAGAUUCUAUAAAAGUUCAGAAAGACUUAGUUAGAUUAGCCAUUGAAAAUCUUCAUAAAAAAGAGACAAAAGAGAGACAGUCAGAUCAAGAUAUGGGUCAUAGUGCAAACAUCCAAUCAGAAAAAGACACUCAUGUACAAAAGAAUAUAAAGGGCAGAGACUCAUCUUGGUCAGAACAUCUUUUUGCACCUAAAGAGAUAUCAUACUCUGAAGAUUUUGAAGUAUCUUCAUUCAAGAAAGACAUUUCAGCUGAAUUGUACAAAGAUGACUUUGAGGUGACAUCUUUGUUGUCACUCAGGAAAGACUCUCAGUCUUGCAGAGAAAAGUCACAGGCAACAAGGAUCUCUAGAAGUAGAGCCACUAGCUUUGGUAGUGAUGAUGAAAUCAGUGAGUGCCUCAGUGAGAAAAGCCUUUCUAUUCAUAGCAAUGUCCAUUCUGAAAGGCUGUUAGAACUCAAGUCCCCCACUGAGCUUAUGAAAAGUAAGGAGCGCAGUGAUGUAGAGCAUGAACAGAGACUUACUGAAUCCCCUUCCUUAGCUUCAGCUUCUCUUGCAGAUGAGUUACUUGAUUUCCACAUCGGUGAUAGGGUGUUGAUUGGCAAUGUUCAGCCAGGAACUCUUCGAUUCAAAGGUGUGACUAGUUUUGCUAAAGGAUUUUGGGCUGGAGUGGAGUUGGAUAAACCUGAAGGAAAUAACAGUGGAACAUAUGAUGGCAUUGUAUACUUUGUGUGCAAAGAGAAGCAUGGGAUUUUUGCUCCUCCUCAAAAAAUAUCUCACAUUUCCGAAAACUUUGAUGACUAUGUAGACAUAAUUGAAGAUGAAGACUCUUAUUCAGAUGAACAAUAUCAAUACUAUAAUCAAGAACAAAAAGAUACAGAGGGUCCCAAGCUUGACAGAGAAAAGGAUGCAAUUAAGUGUUUUUAUAAGGAAUCUCAACCUAGUAUGCAUGACACAGAAGCCUCAGUUGAUAGAAGCCUUAAAAUAGAAACAGACAAUAUACAGGACAUUUCUGGAGUACUUGAAGCCCAUAUUCACCAGCAGAAUUCAGUGGAUUCACUGAUUUCUUCAAAGGAAAACAAAGACCUUGUUUCUGGUGCCACGGAAAAGGUUUCCACUGCUGUAGAAGACGAUACUUUAGAUAAUACCUUUUCUGAAGAAUUAAGGAGGCAACAGCAGUUUACCGAAAAGGAAGAGAACCUAUAUCCCGACGUUUCAGAAAAGCUUUCUACCCCACUUCUGGACCUUUUAGCAAGAGAAAAGAACCAAUUGGAAGCCCAGCUGAGGUCAUCACCAAGUGAGGAAAAAAAGUCAAAGGAACAGUUAGAAACAGUCAGCUUACUGACAGACAGUUUACUAAAAGUCUUUGUGAAGGACACAGUCAAUCAACUACAGCAAAUCAAAAAAGCUAGGAAUGAGAAAAUCCAGCUUAGCAAUCAAGAGCUUCUUGUUGAUGAUCAAAAGAAAGUACCACCCCCAGGCCUAUCCCAGAAUCUUGAGGAGCAGUCACCAAGUGUUCCAGGUUGCUUCUUAAGGUCUGAAUUGGAAGAUGAGAAAGAAGAGAUUUCCUCACCAGAUAUGUGUCCUAGACCUGAGAGUCCAGUAUUUGGUGCCAGUGGGCAGGAAGAGCUUGCUAAGAGACUUGCUGAACUUGAGAUUAGCCGGGAGUUCCUGAGUGUGUUAGGAGAUGAUCAAGACUGGUUUGAUGAAGACUUUGGUUUGAGCUCUUCUCACAAGAUACAAAAGAAUAAGGCAGAAGAAACAAUUGUACCUCUAAUGGCAGAACCUAAGGGAGCUCCACAAAAGCCAUGUGAUACGUUAUUGGCAGUCCCACAUACUGCGGAGGAAGUAGAAAUUCUUGUACACAAUGCGGCAGAAGAACUUUGGAAUUGGAAAGAAUUAGGUCAUGAUCUUCACAGCAUCAGUAUCCCUACAAAACUGCUUGGCUGUGCCAGUAAAGGUCUAGAUAUAGAAAGCACUAGUAAAAGGGUGUACAAACAGGCGGUUUUUGAUUUAACAAAAGAGAUUUUUGAGGAAAUAUUUGCCGAGGAUCCCAACUUGAAUCAACCUGUCUGGAUGAAGCCAUGUAGAAUCAACUCUAGUUAUUUCCGACGAGUGAAAAAUCCACAUAACCUUGAUGAAAUCAAGAACUUCAUAGCAACCGAAGUACUUAAGCUGUUCAGUCUUAAAAAGGAGCCAAACCACAAAACAGAUUGGCAGAAAAUGAUGAAAUUUGGAAGAAAGAAAAGAGACCGAGUGGAUCAUAUCCUGGUACAGGAGCUCCACGAGGAGGAGGCACAGUGGGUGAACUAUGAUGAGGAUGAGUUGUGUGUGAAGAUGCAACUAGCUGAUGGGAUCUUUGAGACCUUGAUCAGAGAUACUAUUGAUGUUCUGAAUCAGAUCAGUGAAAAACAGGGGAGAAUGCUACUUGUGUGACAUCUUGCAAAUAAAUCGAACACUGAGUGCUAAUAUGAGUCCUGGGCCUUUCUGCCUCCUGAUAUACACCCCAUGUCCAUCAUAGCAAGAGUGCUUCUGGACCUUGUACCUGUUCUUAAAGACUACUGGUUUGGAGUUCAUGGGACAAUGAGGUAUAUCUGGUAUUACAGCCUUUGCCUUUAGAGACUGUCCACUGGAAUAAUUGGUUGUUUUCGGUGGGCAGGGUCUGAUGUUGACACACAAUAUAAUCCUACACCUCUUGUUAGUAUCCCUACUGGGUCUCAGAUGAGGGCUGAAAACACCAGACUUACCUCUUAGUUUAGACUAGGGUAUCACUUCCUUGAGUCUGAAGUCAAACAAGA